Ctenocephalides felis (cat flea) is the source of this 4320-nucleotide messenger RNA. Its product is annotated as inositol hexakisphosphate and diphosphoinositol-pentakisphosphate kinase. Lineage: Eukaryota; Metazoa; Arthropoda; Insecta; Siphonaptera; Pulicidae. The transcript has 29 exons. The coding region runs from base 142 to 4245 and encodes 1367 amino acids. Gene Ontology annotation, cellular component: cytosol. Gene Ontology annotation, molecular function: diphosphoinositol pentakisphosphate kinase activity; inositol hexakisphosphate kinase activity; 5-diphosphoinositol pentakisphosphate 1-kinase activity. The record is from RefSeq and is a predicted model, not a curated record. Gene Ontology annotation, biological process: inositol phosphate biosynthetic process; inositol metabolic process.
CGGGGUAUAAUAAAAUAUAUAUGAAUAAUUCAUAGUGUUCAAGAAAACUAUAGUGAUAUGUUACUUUUAAAGAAUAAUAUAUUUAAACAUUUUAAUAUGUUUAUUUUAAAAAGAGUGUUUAUAUAAAAAAAUAACUUAAAUAUGUCUUAUACUGAACUUGAAAGUGGUUAUCAAGGUCUAAGGGAAUCAAACAGACCGGCACAAUUUUUUGUUGGUGAAGAUGGAAAUUUUGUGUCAAUUGAUAACAGCAAGGCCACUGAAUCUGAUUUAUGCUCAGAUUCAGAUGCAGAAGGUUCCAUGGCAGAAGGCAAGCAAGUUGUUGUCGGAGUAUGUGCCAUGGCAAAGAAAUCACAAUCAAAACCCAUGAAAGAAAUUCUAACACGAUUAGAGGAAUUUGAGUUUCUUAAAAUCAUUGUUUUUCCUGAGGAAGUAAUUUUAAAGACUCCUGUUGAAGACUGGCCAGUUUGUGAUUGUUUAAUAUCAUUUCAUUCCAAUGGAUUUCCUUUAGAUAAAGCUAUUCAAUACGCCACCCUUCGAAAUCCAUAUGUAAUCAAUAAUCUUCAUAUGCAAUAUGAUAUUCAGGAUAGAAGAAAAGUAUAUUCAAUAUUAGAUAGCGAAGGAAUUGAAAUACCACGGUAUGCAGUAUUAGACCGAGAUUCACCUGAUCCAAAACAUCACGAAUUAAUUGAAUCUGAGGACCAUGUAGAAGUUAAUGGUGUUGUAUUUAAUAAGCCUUUUGUGGAAAAGCCGGUGUCUGCUGAAGAUCAUAAUAUUUAUAUUUAUUACCCAACGUCGGCCGGAGGUGGCAGUCAAAGAUUAUUCAGAAAGAUUGGUAGCAGAAGUAGUGUAUAUUCACCAGAGUCAAGGGUCAGGAAAACGGGAUCCUUCAUUUAUGAAGAUUUUAUGCCCACAGACGGGACAGAUGUCAAAGUUUACACUGUGGGCCCGGACUACGCCCACGCUGAGGCCCGCAAGAGUCCGGCACUCGAUGGGAAAGUGGAGAGGGACAGCGAGGGAAAAGAAAUCAGGUAUCCGGUAAUACUAUCAAAUGUAGAGAAACUGAUUUCAAGGAAGGUCUGUUUAGCAUUUAAACAAACUGUCUGUGGAUUCGAUUUACUAAGGGCAAAUGGAAAAUCGUUUGUAUGUGAUGUGAAUGGUUUUAGUUUUGUUAAAAAUUCGAAUAAAUAUUAUGAUGAUAGUGCCAAAAUUUUGGGAAAUAUGAUUUUGCGAGAGUUGGCACCUACGCUGCAUAUUCCAUGGUCAGUGCCAUUCCAACUAGAUGAUCCUCCAAUUGUACCCACCACUUUUGGGAAAAUGAUGGAACUUAGAUGCGUAGUUGCGGUAAUCAGACACGGUGAUCGAACUCCUAAACAAAAAAUGAAAGUAGAAGUUAGGCAUCCUAAAUUCUUUGAAAUUUUUGAAAAAUAUGAUGGAUAUAAGAAUGGCCAUGUAAAAUUAAAACGCCCAAAACAACUUCAAGAAAUAUUGGAUAUUGCACGAUCUCUUCUAUCAAAAAUUCAAACCAGGGCGGCGGACGUAGAAAUUGAAGAAAAGCAGGGCAAACUGGAACAGCUGAAAAGUGUACUCGAAAUGUACGGUCAUUUUUCUGGCAUAAAUCGUAAAGUUCAAAUGAAAUACCAACCUCGUGGACGUCCCAGAGGAUCAAGUUCAGAUGAUGGUAACAGUUCAUCACACACUAACAGCACGACUGGAGAACCUAAAGAGCCAUCUCUGGUUCUAAUAUUGAAAUGGGGCGGCGAAUUAACUCCUGCUGGUAGAAUACAGGCAGAAGAGCUUGGACGGAUGUUCCGGUGCAUGUAUCCAGGAGGGCAGAGCAGGCAACUGAACGGUGAAUCCGGCGGAGCUCAAGGUUUAGGACUAUUACGUUUGCAUUCCACAUUCCGGCAUGAUUUGAAGAUAUACGCUUCUGAUGAAGGACGAGUUCAGAUGACCGCAGCUGCUUUUGCGAAAGGUUUACUAGCCCUGGAAGGCGAACUCACACCAAUAUUAGUUCAGAUGGUGAAGAGUGCAAACACAAAUGGUUUAUUGGAUAAUGAUUGUGAUUCUAGUAAAUACCAGAAUAUUGCGAAAUCUCGACUUCAUGAACUAAUGCAGCAGGAUCGAGAGUUCACAGUCGAAGAUCGAAUGCGCAUCAAUCCAGGAAAUGCCUUGAGUAUUAACCAGGCUUUAGAUUUUGUCAAGAAUCCUGUAAAGUGCUGUGCACAUGUUCAGAAGCUUAUACAGCAACUUAUAGAAAUUGUACAACUUAAGAAAGACGAUAUAAAAACCAAAGAUGCAAAUUUAUAUCACGGUGAAACAUGGGAACUAAUGGGUAGAAGAUGGGGUAAAAUUGAAAAAGACUUUUGCCAGAAAAAUAAAACUUUCGAUAUUUCGAAAAUUCCUGAUAUAUAUGACUGCAUUAAAUAUGAUCUACAACAUAAUCAGCACACUCUGCAGUUUGAACAAGCUGAAGAAUUAUAUACCUAUUCAAAAUAUUUGGCAGACAUCGUUAUACCACAGGAAUAUGGAUUAACGAUGCAAGAAAAGCUUACAAUUGGCCAAGGAAUCUGCACACCCUUACUGAAAAAAAUCCGCGCAGAUUUACAAAGAAAUAUAGAAGAAACAGGCGAUGAAACUGUUAAUAGACUAAAUCCCAGAUAUAGUCAUGGUGUCUCUAGUCCUGGUCGUCAUGUUAGAACUAGAUUAUACUUUACAAGUGAGAGUCAUGUUCACUCCUUGUUAACUGUACUAAGACAUGGAGGAUUGCUUGAUGUAUUAUGCGACGAGCAGUGGCGUAGAGCAAUGGAAUAUGUAUCAAUGGUUUCUGAAUUAAACUAUAUGGCGCAAAUUGUCGUGAUGCUUUAUGAAGAUCCUACCAAGGAAUUGUUCUCUGAAGAGAGGUUCCAUGUGGAGUUGCACUUUAGCCCUGGUGUAAAUUGUUGUGUUCAGAAAAAUUUACCUCCUGGCCCUGGAUUUAGACCACACAGCAGAAAUGAUUCUGUGACUAGUAGGACAACGAGCGGCGAUGAGGAGGCUCCAUCUAGAAUUGAAGAAGAGGCAGAAAUUGCCAUGGAUGAAGAUAAUUCUAAUACUGGAUCUACAACUACAUCUAAUGCAUCUACAGUUAAGGACGUCAUGAUGGAUGUUGAUUCUACAAGAGCCGAUAUGGCUUUACAUAAGCCAAGAGUACAUACCAUUUCAGAACCGAUUGCUAUUGGGAAUUGUCAUACCGUUAGUGGCCAUGAAGCUUCUGAUCUUGCUAAAUUAUUGAGUGCUGAGCUAUCAAACCAGCAGCAAAAGCAGCCUCAUGGUUCUAAUCGUGCAAUGAGUCCGGAAUGUGCAAUGCGGGCUAAGAGUUACGACCACCACAGGCACGAGGACGUUACUGGCGAUGCGGCAACGUCGGUCGCUUCGACGUCCCGUCGGUCGCCAAGACGGUCGCAGCGACACAGUAUUGCGGGACAGAUGAGCUACUUCAAGAUGUUAGGUUUCGGUUUCGGCAAGAAAAUGGCCUCCACUGGCGGAACUGCAGCAGCUGCAGGAGGAUUGUUCAGCACAGCUGUGAUUAGCGGAAGUUCGUCGGCGCCAAAUCUGAGAGAUAUGAUUGCUAGUACGGCUUCGCCAUCUGCAUUAGAAGGUUUUGGAGGCGUUCCGCCUAUCCGACCUUUGGAGACUUUACAUAAUGCUUUAUCUUUGCGCCAGUUGGAUAGGUUUCUGCAGCGUGUUACGGGUUCAAAUCAGGCCCCGAGAACGCCAUCGCAAACUGCUUCGGGAACACCAACUUUAGCCGCAUGUACACGUGAUGACCGAGGUGAAAUAUCACCAGGAAAUAACAGUCGAUCAUCAAAUUGGAACGGUGCUUCAGGGGCAUCUAGCAUAUGCAGUUCAAUUUGUCCAGCAAGCACAGAAUCUAGUGGCGGACCAUCUUCACCCAAUGGACCUUCCGAUUACUAUUCUAGAGGAAGCAGUGAUUUGUCUGCUAUAAGUAGUGAUGGGUAUAUGGCAUUAACUACUGCUCCAUCCAUAUCUGGUUUAUUUCCUGCUGUCGGUGGUGACUUAGGUAACGUAGGAUUACGUCUAGAUGGUAAUACCUGUCCGACUCCAGAUGCUCCUCUAGCUGUUGGUGAAGACAGUGGGGAUUUAACACCAGUCUCAACCGGGUCAGAAUGGGAGUUCAAUACAAAUGAUACAACAAUGACUACAGACACAGACAUUCCACUUUCUACUGACCUUAAAAAUGAAUAAUUGAAAUUUUAGAAAAUUGUUGUUUUUUUAGAAAAUGGUGAUUUGUGUAACAAUUUUCAACUGCCAUUUUUAGAU